CCUGCCUCGCCACUCCCUGGUCCUUCUCCCUACACUGGUCCGACAGGAGGUCUUACGGAGCGUCGUGAGCCUGCGUCUCGUCCUGUGUCGCCUGAGUCUCGUCCUGCGUCGCCUGUUCGUGCUGCUCGCACUGGUCGUCGUGUCCCACGUCAGCGUCCUCCUGCUGUCCCGGGCACUCACCAGAUGACGCUUCGUCCUUCCACUGCUCCACAACGUGUCCCUCUGCCUUCUCCUCCUGCGUCCUCCCUUCCUGCCCUUGCUGACCCGGAGUCUGACUCUCUUCGUGCUGCUAGUCCUACUGUCACGCGUCUCCCGGCCACGGCUUUCACUAACCCUUCCUUUGAGUCUGCUGCUGCGUUUGCCUUAGUUGCUGAGCUUGUCGACUUUGCUGCUCACUGGCAUCUAGACUAG
Molecule: messenger RNA, 411 nt
Organism: Closterium sp. Naga37s-1
Lineage: Eukaryota; Viridiplantae; Streptophyta; Zygnematophyceae; Desmidiales; Closteriaceae
Source: the annotation of a GenBank genome assembly